AUGGCGCAGAUCGAGACGCGGGGGCCACUGAUCGGAGGAAUAACGUGGUUUCUUUGCUUCUUUUGCGGCGCCUUUCUAGCUUUGCGUAUAUACGCAAAGUUGAGUCGACAUCAGAAGCUGUGGUGGGAUGAUUGGAUCCUGAUAUUCUCAUGGACAUGUCUCCUCGUCGAGUCCAUCAUCACCCAAUUGGGGAUUAAUCUCGGUUUCGGCCGCCACUUUUACGAUGUCAAUCCCCAGACGAAUCUCCUCACGAUAGCGAUGUACACCUCCAUCGGCGCCUCGAUAUCAUGUUUUGCCUCAACGGGCAGCAAAGUUGGAUUCGGUGUAACGUUACUGCGCCUUACAAGCGGAUGGUUUAGGGGCUUCGUUUGGUUUGCCGUGGUCACUCUGACACUUGUGAUGUUGCCAAGUGCAACUCUCACUUGGCUGAAGUGUACGCCCGUACAGAAGAACUUCAACAGGCAGAUGGAGGGCACGUGUUGGGACGAAUCAAUCACCCUCAACUACGGGAUCUUCAACGCCGCAUGGUGCGCUGCUAUGGACUUCUUGUUGGCUCUGGUUCCUUGGAAGCUCAUCUGGGGAAUGCGCAUGCGCAAGCAUGAGAAGCUUGGUAUCUGUGUCGCUAUGAGUCUUGGAUGGCUGUCUGGUGUCUGUGCCAUCACAAAAGGUGUCUAUCUUGUCCAACUCGAACAAGGGGACUUUUUCUUUAACGGCAUGGACGUUACGAUUUGGACAGCUGUCGAGACAGCAACCGCCAUUGUUGCUAGUUCGAUACCAGUCCUGCGAGUGUUCUUCAGGGAAAAGGCAUCAACUCUUGGAUACGAAAAGAGUAACAAUGAGAAUUCGAACGAUGUCGUACUGAACACAUACCACACCAGAGUCGUCGAUUUGUCAGUCGCAACCGACACAUCGAAGCCGCUAGAUGAAAUUUCAAAAGAACUAAAAGCGGACGAAACCCGGAGAAAUACUAUUCUCCCCGAGAUCAGGGAGUUUGAGCCACUUUAUGACGAAAUUACGAGAGAGAAAUGCUUCGAUGUCGAAAGCCAAAACGGAAGUCGAAAAGACGAAAUCACAGAAAAGAACGACAUGUCGGCUUAG
Messenger RNA from Colletotrichum siamense, 1098 nucleotides. RefSeq lists its product as uncharacterized. NCBI's taxonomy places the organism in Eukaryota, Fungi, Ascomycota, Sordariomycetes, Glomerellales, Glomerellaceae. Bases 1 to 1098 code for a protein of 365 amino acids. The transcript has 4 exons. The record is from RefSeq and is a predicted model, not a curated record.